UAUCUUAACAAUGGAAUUGUUUGUAGUCAGAAAUAACCAAAACCAACAUAUCCAGCAGCAGCAGCAGCAGCAGCAGCGGGGUCUGUGAGUCAAAGAAAGGGAACAGGUGAACAAUAUUGUUGGCCAGGCGGGAGCGAGCCUACACGGAAUAGCUUCGCGCGUUUAGUCGGAUUUAAAAUCACAUUCUAUGAAGUAACAAUCCGGAACCGGAUGUAAAAUUGAACUAAUCAAGUGUGGAUUGACAAAGAAUUGAAACAUGGAGGAAUAAUAAUGGACCUAUUGGCGUAGUAGUAGUAGUAGUUGUUAGCUCGACCGUUGCUCGCGAGGCGAGCUCUGUGCCAAGCAGCUGAGCUCGAUCGAACGGGUGCGAUCGCGACAGCAUAAUAAGUGUAUUUUAAGUGAUUAAGCAGAAGGUCUCGUUCGUUUUAUUACAGUCUGGUACUCAAAGUACCGUAACACGCACCAAACAGUUGAGGCAAACAGUUUGCAUUCGAAAUUCCCCGGCAAUAACACGUUGGGUUGGGAAAACCUCCAGCGGAGAAAAAGAAAAACCGGCAUGGUGAAAAGGGAUUAGCGAGAAAAACAUAUACCAUACCAUACCUAUACAUGCAUACAUCUAUAUAUUAACAUACUUUAGGUGGGUCAGUUACUUAACAUUCUUAUUUCUUCUUUUGUUUAUCUUAAACAAUGCUUAAGCAGUCAAGGAAACGAAACAAACAAACAAAAAAUGCCUUCCUUUUUUUGUGAUGCGCCAUAUUGUGUACAACACCACACACGAUCGGAUGUAUGUGUAUGUUGCGAUCGGCAAGCGAAAUAGGAGGGUCAAUGGUUGAUGAUUUAGCACAAACGUGAGUUACCACAAGCGACUUUUAAAGUCAGGUGGAAGGAAGAGGUGGAGGGGGAAGAGCGAAUACCUUUUUGGCGGUCGUAAUCCUUUUAUUAAAUGUGAUCAAUAUUUGAUAAAAAAAGUGAGAGAAAGAGAGAGAGAAGGAAAAAAAGUGCAAGAUAUAUAACCCCACCCCGGGGGGACCCUGUCAAACAUUUGUCGUCGUACUGUUAGCUAACGCAUUCGAGUCAUUUUUUUUUAAAUACGAGUAAGAUUCUUCUGUUCCAAAAAAAGAAAAGAAAAGCAAAAACACACACACACACAUAUACAUUAUCCGUACUUUAUCCAGAGAUGCCAUUCGGCAAACCAGCGCGUUGUAAACGAAUGGUUUGACCAACGGAUCAAGCAGCAGCUGUGUGUUGUUUUCUGUUUUCUUCUGUUGAUUGUUUAUUGAUCUUUCGUCUUUAAUAUCUUGCAUAGCUUAUUUAUAUGAUUAAAACACGGAAUGGAAAGGGAAAACUAAGCGGGGGGGGAGCCAAGCUCCCUUUCUACCAAUAACAACAACAAGUAGGUGAUAACUAUAUAGUGCGGCGAGUCAGUCAGAGUCAAAGCAAGUGCAGCAACGAACGCAGAAAGGACAGAGCUUACCAUGUGGCAAACGACCGAUUAGCGUUCACCGUUAAUGUCGCGUUUUGCACACACACACACAACACAAUUGGUUACCAAGAGCAAGAAAUGCAAUAUAGAAAGGGUUAGAAACACACACACACACAGGAACCGAUAAGAUCAUUAGGAUAAGCAAAGAAUUAGGAACGGGUUAACACAUAUUAACACACACACAGCAACACAGAGUCCUUUUGUAGCGUAGGACGACAGGGCUUUAUACAGAGAACCGCCGUAACACUAACGAGAAAAAGGGAUCUUAGGCGAAGAGUCGAGGAAGGAUGUGUGUGUUGUUUCGAGUGAUACUAGACAUAGACUGUGUUAUAGUCUCCUGAGUUGAGGAUGGAUGGAUGAGAGGAUAUUUAUUGAAUUUUUGGGACAUUGCCUGAUCGAUCGACGAUCCGACGCACAACGCCGAUCGAAACGCUUGUCUCGGAAAAUCAAACCGCCCAACAGCGUGAUGAUUUGGACAUUGCAGUGCAAUAAUAGGAUGGAUGGGAUGGUAGGAUUUAGUUCGAGGAUAUAGGGAUUAGCUAGCAACGAUUCCGUUGAACAAUCAAUCGAUCAGAGUAGCUGGUGGUUUUGGUUUUUUGUUUCAUUUUUUUUGUCGUUAUCGCUUACCCUUUAUUGUUUAAUGUGUAUCUCUCGCGUAACUGUGCUUAGUACGAAAUUUCAAAAUUUCACCUCAACACGUGUGCAUUAUCCGAGCAGCUCUGUGCAACCGCGGGAACGCAGGAAGCGAAUGUUACUAUUAAUUGUUUGAACCAUAUACAGCGCGUGUUGUUAACGUGUGUUGUGGAUUGAUCCUGACGGGAUUCUAAAGUAUCGCGGGAGCGGGUUUGCUUGCUAUAAUAGAGUACGUAACGAUAGCUUAUGCAUUUAACGGACAUGAAGCAUAGGCCUUAGUGGUUGUAAAGUGGCAAUUUAUUAACUGCCCACCCACCCCAUUACGGGGGAGUUGGGUGUCGAGCGGAGGAGAGAAUGACGAUCGGAUCCGAUAGAGGAAGAGGAUAGAGAGGGGGCAAAAAAAAAAACGAAACUGAAACAAUUGGAUUGUGAUAUUUGCAAAAGAGUAUAGUCGUUCUUUAUUUAAUUUUUGCGUGAAUUGUUGUUGUAUGCAAUGUGUGAGAAGGGUAGUGAGAGGAAGGGCGCUUUAAGAUGAACAGGGGUUGAAGGAAGGUGAAUACGAUAAACCACUAGAGUUAGGCACACACACACACACACACACCGAACGCCAAUAAUUUAAUCAAUCUUGUAACAAAAGAUCAGGUAGAAUGGUCUUUAAAAGGGGGGUGAUCGGUAAGGGAAUAUAUGUUUAUUAACUCGCAUAAUACUUACUUAGAAACGAAACGAAACCGGACGAGAACUGUAAAGACGCGUGGGGGGAAAAGAAAACCCACGACACUGAAACGAUCCACCACCACCACGCGAUAUCCGUUGUGAACGUUGUGCCGGGGCGGACUCCAGCAAUCUAAGGGGGGAGAGAGAGGGCGAACGAACUGUUGGGAUGCUGCCGGCCGGCUUGAACAGGAGGAUUCUGUUUCCACCACCAGGCAUGCAUACACACGUACACACCACCACUACCCAGCCAAACAUAGCAUAGGGAACACACAUUCAAACGCAUAUUCGAAUGUGCAACAGUUACUUAAAACACAAACCCAUGCGCGAUCGUUACCCAACGUAGGUUUUUUGUUUGUUUUUCGGGAGGCAUUUUAUACUUGUGCAUGUUUUUGUGUGUUUUCUUGUUUUUUUUUUCUUCUUUGGUUUUUUAUACAUACCACCACCAACCCCACACACGGGACUUUUGCCAACCUCCCCUCCUAAUGCUUUAAAGAAAGAGUAGAGAAACACUGAUUGAUGAAACCCCACACACACACACACACACAACACUCAAUCGAUCACUCCUUCCUCGGUUCCUCGGUGGGAAAAUGAAGAAAAUGGGAGGACAAAAAAAAAAUGGAAAAAAAGGAUUUAAAAAAGGACGAAAAAUAAUGCGCUGUGAAUGAUAAUAUUGAUGUGAUUUUUUGUGAUCGUUAUUGUUACUACGAAAAACAAGCAAGUGAAACAAGGUGGGGGGAGCUACGUGUGUAUGUCUAUAUAUGUAUAUAGGCUCGUACGGAGGUGAAUCAUGAUAAGAUAAAUUAUAUUAUUGUAGCACAGGAAGGAGAACAAAAUCAUUUCGAGGAAUACGCGCGCGCGCGCGUGUGUGUGUGUGAUGUGUACAUGGGGUUGUAGAUGAAUCUGUAACAAAAAACGUGUAAAACACACACACGCUAGCAAACGAAUGUGUAUAAGGGCGGGAGUAUAUUUUGAAACAAACAAAAUCAAGCAUAUCUGGUAACGAAUAGAUAGUGCACAGGGAAAGCAAACUUAAAAAUGUACACCAUUUUAAGUACUUGGUUUUGCAAAAUGUUACGAUCGCGAUCGAAGAUAUUCACCCCAUUGCCGUCGGAAUCUUAUGAUGCUAGUGUUCGGGGUUCGGAAUCAUUUGAGAGCGAAAUUCAAUGAUUUUAUUCACACAAAUCCAUACAUUGGUGUGUGCAUGCGUGUGUGGUAGGAAUAAUCGUACGAAACGAUCGACUGUAGGCGGCAAUAGGUGUGUCCCAGACACAGGGGGUUAUGGUGUGUAUGGUGGGGUGUGCGUCGUUGGAAGGAAAAAGUAAUCUUAACGUUAGACAAUUUACAUCUAGUUGGAAUUGGGGGUUUUUUUUUGUUUUGUUUUUGCAUAGUGGAGGAGAGUGCGCGUGGAAGGAGGACACAUUUACUUAAAUGAGCCGCAAUUGUUGUAACGCCAUUGUACACAAAACCAACGAAUUGGAUCUCCAGUAUCUGUGCGUUUUGCACCACGGAUCGCUAAAAACUGCAAACAAAAAGAAAACGAAACACACACACCUUAAACCGAGUCCGACUCAAGCUGUGUGAGCAAGUGAUCGCGAGUAUAAAAUAGAUUUCAUAGACACACGGGGGGAUGUCGAGGACAGAGGUAGACCGAAGAAAGGACAAACGAAUCGGCAGAACACAAUCCUUUCUCUGUGAUUCACUGUUGAUAGAAUUUGAAGGGGGGAACGUUACUAACCGAAAGAGUUACCAAGCGAAAAAUAAGCAAACGACACAAGUUACCACACAACAGAGAGUCGAGUCGGCAAUAUAUUUUGCCGGGUGCCAUUCGCUCUCCCGGGCGUGUAUAACACACACACACAUUUGCACAGUCCGUAAACCGUAACACACCGUCAGCUUAAUCGAUCUUAUUUUUUAACGUAAAGAGGAUAAUCGGUUCCCCUGGAGAAGGAGAAGGAUAUAUGUUUAUAAGACAUUAACCGUGUACUAAGAGUGGAGAAUAUGGGCGGGCGCGCGCAGCAUUGCUUAACUUUGCAUUCAUAUGUUGUUUUGAAGUGACGGGUGCGCUGAUAAAGCAAAGGGGUGUGGGCGCACCCCCUUCGAUAAACCCAACCAACAACGCGCCUUUAAACUCUGAGCGGGAAGGAGGAGAAGUGUAGUAGGUGGUGGUGUGUGAGAGAGAAAGAGAGUGUGUACAUUUUAUACCAAAACUAAUAAUCAUUUAUUAUUUUGUUUAUUAACUUUUACCGAGACUAAGUGUAACAGCACGCCGGGCGUGUAACAACAGUCGUGGAAGCAGGAGGAGGAGGAGAAGAAGAAGAAAAACAAGAACGAUACUAAACGAUAGAUUUAUUAAUUAAACAAAAAAGAAAAAAGUGAAACACUUUAUAUAUUAUAUAUAUAUACACACACACAUACAGAGCGAAGGGUGGGGUAACAUGCGUAGACGAUGAACGAUCGACCUCUAAACUGGCACUACUAGUCGAAGUCGACCAAAAGAAUGUUUGAAUGUGAAAGGUAUCGAGAUCACACGAUUGCGAUGGCAGAUAUAUGUAUGUACGAGUAAAUAUAUAUAUAUAUAUAUAUAUAUAUAUAUACAUAGCUAUAUAUUUAUAUACACAUAUUAAGCAAGAGAGAGAGAAAAAAACGGUCAGAUCAUCGUGAAACAAAAUGGGAAAGGUGGGUGGAAUCGAUCGGUCGAUCGAUCGAUCGCGAUCGACGACAGGAAGGAGAGAAGGUUAAGGACGAGAAAACACAUAUACACAUAGUUGCUUGUGCGAAUCUGAAUGUUUGGAAAGGAUGAUGAUGAUGAUGGAACAUGUUGAAAAGAAGAAACAAUAAAAGAGGAAAAAAGUAAUCAAACAAAAUGAUGUGAAGCCGGAGCAACAAAAAACAACAAAAGAAGAAGCACAAAUGCAAAAGCCGCCACCGGAUGUGUGUUCCGUGCCACGAGAAGGUGUUUAGUAUAGCGAUGAUGUAGAGGAAAAGUGUCCUCCUGAACGACUGCGUGUGCUGAGUGAAUGCGACAGUGUAUGCGAGUGUGUGUGUGUGUGAAUGAGUUCCUGUGGUCAGCGUUUAUAUCUGUUUAUCCUGAUUUGUGAGUGAUCUUGACUGGAGACAACGUUUCACCGCACACAAACAAAGCGCACACAUACGAUCCAUCUGCUCCCCACGCUUCCCAGUCCCCACCUGUCCCCACUGUACCCCCCGUCAGCAUUAUGUUGAAUGUAUGCAUAUUACCUCUGUGUUAAUAGGCUUCUUACCCAUGUUGAUACCUCCUUUGUUUCUCUUAUUGGGUUAUUGGAAUCGUGCUGUUACGCGCUCUAACGGAGAUAUCGUACUGGAAGAAUGCAUAUAUCAUCAAACGCUGCUGCGCUGCUAGAGUCGGACGGAGGAGUGGUGAAGGAGGAAGCGAAGAUAACUGUGUCCGUAAUCGAGGGCGAAGGUAUCGCUGCCGGUGACGGGGUGGAAGGUGUAUCGGACGCGGACCAUCAUCUGGGUGCGCACCUGCACCGGUUUGGGCUGGGCGACGGAAGCAUCCCACCGGCCGUGGCGGCACUGUGUGAGGAGGACGCGUUAGGGCUAGCGUUCCAGCCGGGCGGUGCGAUCCACCAGGGCCAGCAGCAAGGCGCGCUCCAGGACGACUUUGCCUUGAUGGUGGAGCGUCCGGCCGAACACGGCUUCUUUCACUGUCCGGCGGACUCUUGUGAUCGGAAGUACAAAACCAAAUACUCGCUGCUUCGUCAUCUGCGCAAUGAAUGUAACGCCGACCGGCGCCAUUCUUGUCCGAAGUGUGAUAAGAAAUUUUCCUACGCCUUCAUCCUUAACCGGCACCUGCUUAAUGUGCACAAGGAAAGCCCCGGCUAUUACUAGACCGGCGACGGGCGGCACACACACACACACACUCACACUAAUUAACAGAACAGCUAGUGAAGCGAAAUUAAUGUUUUCGGUUUUUCCCACGCGGGAAUUGUUGCUGUUGUUUCCAUUCCAAAUACCAAAAAAGAAAACGGGCAACCGUGUACGGAUAGUAGUGGCCCAUGUACAUAGCGAGCUGCCCGGAUCCGUACCUCCGUGUAUGCUUUAACGAUUAAUGAUUGGAGGAGUGAAACAAAAAAAUGUGUUUAGACUAAUACCAAUAAUCGUAGAGACUUCACGCGGCGAAGCAAACUCCUUAGCGAGAUCGUAUCCUUCCUUCGCACGAUCGUGAUCGUACACUAGCAAAAGAAUCAAACAUAAGUAAAACAAAAAAGAAGAGAAGCCAAACAUAACUAAAACGGAGUUUUGGAAAGGUUUUGUUGUUUUUUAACUUAAGAAGCUUAAACUAUAGGGCAAAGGAAAUGAGAAAUAAACCCGUGUGAUGACUCACAUCCAAUCACACGCACACUCACACGCACCCUGAAGUUGUGUGAUGAUAAUAAAGCAAAAGAAGCCACUUUAGAGGUUGAGAUAAAUGUUUCUAACGUUAGGAAAAUGUGUUUUUGUUGCCUUUAAACCCAUUUUAGUCAGUCAAUGUUUUACCCUCUCGCUGCUCUCUCUCUCUCUCCCUCCCUCUCUUUGGUGAUGGUGUUUUUUUUAGUCCACUACAAGGACUGCAAGGAAGCCGCGCGCCCCCGUUUACUUGCUCUCUUUAGCUUGCUUUUGCAGACUGAAAGUUUGGUAGUAUCUGCUCUGGAAGUUUAUUUAAUUAAUUGUUGUAGCAUUUUCAUUAGUUGUUUCACAUUUUCACUCAUUCAUUAGCCCUCUUCUCACUAGCGCAACUGGCCGCAAGAAGUUCGGUCGGUCGGUCGGUCGGUCUGUCUGAGCUCUCUCACUGUACUUCUUCUGCUGCUCCCUCUACGGCGGCGGCGGAUUAGUCUAGUCCGACUAGUUUCAAGUAUGUGUGUGUGACACGUGCGUCAAGGGGUGGCAUGACACCGUUGGGGUUGUGUUAAAGAACAAAAAAAGGGAUCCGAAGGGCAAAUGCUGUGUUGUUUUGUUGUAUUUUUGUUUUGUUUUUAGUUAUUUGUUUUUUUUUUCUUCUUAUUUUCUGAUACGUUUAUUCCGGGACCGCAGUCGUUGUUCUUGUUGUUUUGUUUCUGCCGUUUAAUGUUUUGUUUUUCUCUUUUCCACCCUCUUAAUUCCACCUUCUUUUUUCUCCAUUUUUUAGCCAGCAUUUUUCCUUCCUUGUUUUUUCGCCCACUCCCCGUAUGCUGUGUUCUGUUCCCCUGUUACUCGCUGUUGUUUCUGUUUCUCUUUCUUGUAUUACUUUUAUCCGUCUUUUUGUAGCGCACUGUUUCCUCCUAGCUUGGUCUCGUUCUAGCUACGACUCUAUAACCUCUUAUUCUCGGACUUGUAGUUUUUCUUUUUUAUGUUGUGCUUCAGUCCGAAGGUAAUUAUGAUUAUUGUCGUUUACUCUGUUAUGUUUGUUAUGUUUUCCUUCUUACUUUAUUUAUUUAUUUAUUUAUUUAUUAUUUUCCCCUUUUUUCCCAUUCUUUUUUUCCUUCCAUUUUCCUCUUUCAUUUUCUCUUUCUCUGUUUUUCUUUCUUCAUAUCUGUCCCCGAUUGGCCUUCUGUGUUUUCCCAUCAUUUCCAACCACUAUUCUUCAUCCUCCUCUCUCUCUCCC
Messenger RNA from Anopheles stephensi (Asian malaria mosquito), 8432 nucleotides. RefSeq lists its product as uncharacterized. Lineage: Eukaryota; Metazoa; Arthropoda; Insecta; Diptera; Culicidae. Bases 6176 to 6700 code for a protein of 174 amino acids. The record is from RefSeq and is a predicted model, not a curated record. The transcript is spliced from 3 exons.